Nicrophorus vespilloides is the source of this 498-nucleotide messenger RNA. RefSeq names its product ETS translocation variant 4-like. Gene Ontology annotation, cellular component: nucleus. The record is from RefSeq and is a predicted model, not a curated record. Gene Ontology annotation, biological process: cell differentiation; regulation of transcription by RNA polymerase II. Gene Ontology annotation, molecular function: DNA-binding transcription factor activity, RNA polymerase II-specific; sequence-specific DNA binding. NCBI's taxonomy places the organism in Eukaryota, Metazoa, Arthropoda, Insecta, Coleoptera, Silphidae.
GAGAGUUAAGUUGAGAAUAUUAUACGUACACAAAAUACUAAAUGGAUGUGGGACGAGGAGGGGGCCCUCCGAUGAAAGAAGAACUUUUGACAGGUGAUCUCUGAGCGCAGCGUGCAGCACGACGAGAGCUGCUCCCCUUUUCCUUGCAAUUCCACGGUUUUUAAAUGACUUUUUCAAACGAAACAUUGAUUGCGGGUAUACGAACGACCACGUGCUCUCUCGCCGCACCACUCUUAUGUACAGGACUGAAGACCGAAACUCUGCAGAACCUGACCAAGUCGCAGCCGCAUUAUCCGUCCAGCCCAUACCAGAUACCGGAGACUUUCGAUGGCAUCUACACUACACCCUACCAACCCUCCGGUGGAUGUUUCUAUCCCAAUCAUCUAUACAACAGAUCGACGACACCCGGUGUGGUCCAUGGACAGGUACAGCAGGCUGUGAGUCAGGCAGUCGCGCAAAUCCCAAUCAAAGAGGAGCCCAACGACAGGGAAUAUCAAG